Molecule: messenger RNA, 8289 nt
Organism: Gigantopelta aegis
Lineage: Eukaryota; Metazoa; Mollusca; Gastropoda; Neomphalida; Peltospiridae
Product: pericentriolar material 1 protein-like
Exons: 40
Coding region: 90-6278 (2062 amino acids)
Biological process (GO): cilium assembly; centrosome cycle; protein localization to centrosome
Cellular component (GO): centrosome; ciliary basal body; centriole
Source: RefSeq, a predicted model, not a curated record
AACGAAGAAAGCGUCAUGGAGCAUGACAGUGCUUGUUGCUGAAGUUUCUAAACGUCGAUUAUCUUGUUGUUUAUUAUUUAAAAUCUGUUAUGGCAACAGGAGGUGUUUCAAUGUCUAAGAAAGAGGUAAAGCAGCGCAGCAAUUGGCAGAGGACAACCAGUUUCUCUGACCGAGAUGAUGUCCUGAGCCUAAGCAGUGUGCCCAAUGAAGUCCGGAUUAAUAACUGGGAUUUUUCUGAUUGGAAACCCACUACACAGUCACUUGAUGGAAAGCGUAAGAAGAAGUCGAAAGGCAAUCCGGAGAGAGAGCGGGAGCAGUCCCUCUCGUUGGACUCCCCUCCACAGACGGAGAAGAAACAGCACACGCCGUCGACAUAUCCGAGAACCCGCAUCACUGCGACCACACCGACAUCACAGAGGGUGGCCUUGGAGAAUCUUCGACAGCACAUGACCUUCAGUGACUUUGAUGAUCAACUUGGUGCUGAGGGAGAACCGAACAACGAACGUGUUGUGAAUACUGACCGCCUCAGGCGACCAAACUAUAAGCAUCCUGGCCCAUCGGGGAGCAUGGACGACCUGCGACCGAACCGGGAGGUGAGAGCCAACCACAAUAACAACAGAGCUGAAACACCAGGGUCAUAUGGGCCUGACAGUAACCAAAUUGUUGGUCGACUGAUGCAGAUACGAGACUAUAUCAAGCAGGCCACAGGCAUGAUGGACAAUCUGCAAAAGUUUGGAGAUCAGCGUUCUUGUAAAGAAGACUUGGAAAAGUUGAAAAAGCUAGUAGACAAUCUUAAAGACCAGGAGCGUGGCUAUAUGAGUCUUCUUCAGGGUAUGUUGGCAAUGCGAGAUGAAGCGCUGAUGAGAAUGCCAAAUGGGACUGGCUCUGCUCCCGUGCAAGAUGAUGACAAGCAUGAUUCUGAUGAUACAAUCUCGGUGGAUCUUGAAAUUCAUACCAAUGCUUCAGAAACAACUGAAGAAAAUACUCUUAGCUCCUCUUCCCGUCCACGUAUAGAGGACAAGCUUGGUGACACUGAUGGGGAAGAAAGUGACUCCAAUAGUUCAGAGGCCUCUGGGAACAUGGACAACACCGUUAUUCCUGGUCACUUGAAAAGGCACACUCACUGGGAUAUCGAUAGGGAUGUUGAGGAGACUGCUGUUGUGGAGGUUAGCAACGAGAGAGAACAAAUUGAGCAACUAAAGCACCAGGAGGAACUGCUAAAGAUAUUACUGGAGAAACAAGCCCAGCUGAAGGCUUUGCAAGAACGACAAGAUGCCUUGCUGACUAUGAAGGAUAGUUGUGAAAAGCGAUUAGCCGUUGCUUCUACUAAACAAAAAGAAGCGGCUGGAAUAACUGCGCAGAUUACUGCGGCAGUGGAAGAAGCAGGAGCCCAGGCAGCGGCACUGCGUCAGGACAUCCCACCAUUGAAGUCGAACAUUGUGGGGUAUCCAGAAUCGGAGGAUGAUGAGCGUAACAGUGAACACGUACCUAAGGAACUGGCCGAUUUGAGGCGGGAUCUCAACAUACUGAGAAAUGAGUUAAAAACGGAGACAAGUAAUCUCAACAAUACGGAGGUUGAAACGGCCACUCUGAUCAGCAACAGACAACAACUACAAGAUAAGAUGCGAGACUUGCAGGAGAAGAAACAGCAGAUGGAUAUUCUGCUUGGACAGCUGCAGACUCUGAGAACCCGAGGACUGGACCAGAUGGACUAUGCUAACACGGAUGAUGACAACAUGAGUCCUACAUCGUCUCAGAUCAAAAUCACUGAUUCCCUGGGAGCGUCGGCUGCUGCUGGAGACACCGCCGAGACCGCCCAGGAGAUGCUCGACAUGAUGGACGCUCAGAACAAGCUGAGCCAGUUACAUGAUGUUCGUGAUCGACUGAAUAAACUGCGUGAUUUGGUUCAGUAUUACCAGACAACAAAAGGUGAAAAUUCUGAGAUGGGUGAACAGGAUGAACAGUCAUCAGUUCCAGGUUACAGUGAUUACGGAGAAGGGGAAUUAACUCGAAUGAGUAACAGGCAACAAGGAAAUAGUGAUCGUGCAAAGUUGCACCAGGUACCGGUACAGGAAACCUUCACAUUCCCUGGAAUGCAGACGGCAAAUAUCUCUGCCCCAGAACAGUCGGAUGAGGAAAAUGCGUCUGGUGGCGACUCGGAUGAAGCGUCAGUAGUGUCAAGUCUUGGGCCUUGGGGAGAUGAUCCAGAAAUACAGGAGAAAGUCAGAAAAUUGAAAGCUGCAAAGGAAAAGCUGCGUCGACUUCAGGAUCUUGUGACCAUUGUACAACAGUCUCCCGAUGCUGCCCUUGACCUUCCAGAAAACCUUUCGGCCAAUCUAGAUGAUGAUGUCGUUGCUCAGUUAACAAGACCUUCUGAUCAGAAUGUUACUAGUGAAGGAGAAAUUACAGAUCAGGCCAAACCAAGUGUUCCUAGGUCUGACGUUCCUUUGCAUAUUCAGCGAGGAGAGCUUGAAAGUCUUCGAACACAAACACAGGGACUUCUGAGAGAAGUUGCAAGUGUUCAGACUUCUGAAAGCCCGUCUCUUGAAGCCCAGCGAGAAGAGCUAGAGAAACUAAAAGUUGAGCGCCACAGACUUUUAGCAAUCCAGAGCGCUCUUCAGCACUUUCAGGCUACCGAGGAUGCAAUGAGUGAAGAAAGCGUGACCCCCAGAGCCGCGGAUAACCAGUCUGACAAGAUCCAGGAGGACCAGCAGCCACAGGGCCAUCAGAACACUCCAGUUGUUACCUUUGCCUCCAAUGAUGAACUUUACAGCAAGAUGCGAAAGCAGCGAAUAUUGCGUGAAGAAUUGAGACAGAAAAAGAAGGAGCUGGAGGCCAUAAUGAAGAAAGAUAGAAACAAGAAGUCGUACGUGAGGAAUCAGGACAACCAGAGUGAUACGGUGUCAUAUUCCACCGAUGCUUUUGCUCCAAGUGCUAGUGUAGAUGUGACUAUGGCAACCUGGGGUGGAUCCACUGUUGACAAUCUGGGCAGCAUCACUGAAGAUGAAGAUGGAAAUGAUAGAAAUGAAGAUGAUGGCUAUCCCAGUGAUGGCAUUGUGCAGGUGGAGGAAGAGGAAGAGGAACAAGACUCGGAGAACGGGACGUACACCAUAGAGGAGGAUGCCAGGAAGCGGCGCUCUGAACGUGCGAUGCGUAGCAUGGAACGACCAAAAACUGCACGAGGCAGGACACAAGGUUAUCCCCAACCCAUCAGAAAACAGAUAGACUCCACACGACCCAAGCAGAUAGCUCGACCUCAAAAAAAGAAAGGAAAGGGGAAGAAAGUGUCAAAAACUAAACAAGAGAACUAUCGAUCUCCUGAAGAGAUUGUCAAUGAAGCUGAACAAAGCCCGAAAGGUCAAACACUGGCAGUGCUUCAACAACAACUCGAGCGAAUGUCCCACAUGUGCCAGGCUCUUCUGUUGGAUCAGCAGAACAUUAGCCAAGCUAACAGCAGUCUGUCAUCAUCAGGCAUGCUUCUGUCUCCGACUGCCAUGGCCCGCGGCAACCUGGUGCCUGACAUGCUGCAGCAACAGAUUCAGCAGCAGCAGAUGAUGAUGUGCCAGUGCUACCAGCAGCUGUCUAUGCAACAGAUGGAGAUCCACAAUCUCUACCAGAAUCUCAACAGGCUUAGCCAGCACAACCUCUCGGAGAUCGCGGAGGACCACCGACCCAGCCCACUCGUUGUUCCUCACAUGGUACCGCCAUCAGCGUCCGCCAUUCCCAACAGUGCGGCAACGAGCAGCUUUAAUCUGCCGCCAUCACAGGAGACAGCAUUUACUCUAGAACCUCAGUCUCCAUUGUUUCGUGAUUUGCCCCACGAGAGAAGAGCACCCAGUGCAUCUAGUACAAAAUGGGAAGACAUGCUGAAGCAGUCAUCACAGGCGAAUGGAGCAGCCUCUGGUUUCCAUGUGAACAACCUCCGUCCAGCACCUCCGCCCCGCCUGGACUCGUACCUCCGCUGUACUGGCAUGCCAGAAAGCAGUUAUCAGGCAAAUCAGUCUGCAAACAAUCACGUGAACAUUCUCACACUCUCGGGACCACAGAAAGAGAAGGCAGCGGGAGAUAAUGCCUUCAACACACAAAACACUAGAAAAAGGAAAAGCCAACAAGAACAGUCCAUGAAAUCACAAUCAGCUACUGGAAAAAAAUACUCGACUCCCACUACCGAAAGUUCUGCUGGUAAUCAGCGUUAUCAGCCUGGUUUGAGUUCUGGCAUCAGUGGUGCAGGCUUUCAAGAUAUGCCUCCAGUGUCCAGUGCGAGAGAGAAAUCCACUUCUGGUUUUCAGGAUAUGCCAAGCUUACCCACUGCUAGAGCAGCUACAAGUCCCAACAGCCUGUUUACCAGGGCAAGAGAGUACAGAAGUGCCGGGGAGUUAUCUCUCUUUGAGGCAUUGAAAGAGACUAUCUACUCUGAAGUGGCAGUCUUCAUAUCUCAGAAUGAAAGCCGUCCUCACUUCCUGAUCGAGCUCUUCAGAAUAUUACAGCAGCUCAAUACUGACUACCUUCGCCAGAGGGGACUCUAUGCAGUUCAGGACUUGGUCUCUAAAACUCUUUCAAAGGAAGGAAACAACAACAACUGCGUACCUUCAGUACGUUCCCCAUGGAUGGGUAAUGCUGGUGAGAACUGGACAGCAUCAGAGUUAACUCCAAGUGAGAGUAUAGCAACCUCUGAUGAGGAAGAAAUUAAAUCUCAGGUGAAGAAACACUUGGCAGCAUCUGCCAAGAAGAAGAAGUUGAGUGAACUGCAGGCUACCGGGGCUCUGCACAAUGACCAAUUUGACUAUGUUGAGCUGGCCGACAACACUAGCUCACUGUCCACUCCUUCCACAAGUCUCUGGGAUUCCCCCUUCGCUCAGGACUCCCUCGGAGACACAGUCAUUCACUUUGAUAAGGCAUUAGAAAGAAUGCAGGAGUAUAAAAAGACACAGAAGGAUGAAGAAAAUGCAGAAGAAAGAUCAUAUCAGGGUUUUCAGCAACGACUGAAAGAAGUUCGACAAGCAGCUAUGUCUGAGCAAGCUGGGACCAACCUGGAUCAGGGGAGCGAGAGUUCUGAAGUGACGUACCCCCGGAUUGACACGGCCCAGCUGGACCAGCAGAUCAAGAGCAUCAUGACGGAGGUGAUUCCCGUGAUCAAGGAGCACAUGGACGACGUCUGCUCGCCACAGCUCCUCGCCUACAUCAAGCGGCUCGUUCUCUCGCUCACAAGACAGCACGACAACGGGCAGGAGUUCACACGGUUCUUCCACAGGCAGCUCGGAUCCAUUCUUCAAGACUCCAUGGCCAAGUUCGAGGGAAGAAAGAUGCGAGAGUGUGGUGAGGAGAUCCUGGUGGAGAUGUCAGAAGUGCUGUUUAAUGAGCUGGCCUUCCUAAGACUUAUGCAAGAUCUUCACCAGCCAGUUAAUUUAGCUGACAAACUAAUUGGAAAAACAUGGUUUCAGUCUGAUCAACCUCUUCCCAAUAGCAAGGAGAUGGCGGCACUUGUUGGCGAGAACUCAGAUGGUAAAGAGUCGUCUGUAGAACUGACAGAUGAGGAGGGGGCGGAGACCAACCUGAGGAUGAAUUUCAAUGAAGAGGAAGAUCUUGGCAAGGAACGUGAUGAUGAACUAGCCAAUGAGAUGACUUAUCAAGACACCGACAAAGAUGAUGAAUCAUACCAGAGUUCUGGCCUUAAAAUUGAGCUGGCCCCAAGUGAAACAAAGCCAUUCACCAGAAUUGGCAGUGAUGAAGAUGACGACGAAAUUGAUGAGUCCCAGAGCAUGGAGGAUCCCUCAGAAACGGCUGUGUCCCGUGAUGCCAAACUGGAGCACACGGCAGCACCACAGGAAACUGUGGAAGCUGAUAGUAAAUCACAGCCGGCAGCACCGGCCCAAGAUACCACCCAGGACGAUGGUUUUCAGGAAGUCAACCAGGUUUCGUCGUCACCGAGCUGUGAUGCCGACGGCACAGUAACAGAAGUGAGUUCUUCCACUGGAGGAGCACAGCCAGGUACAGAGACGGAUAACGUCACAGAAUCAGAAACACGUCCAGCCACCGAUGCCUCACAUCAGAUGGAAAAUCAUUUACCUUCUCAGGUGAAUGGAGAGAUUGAAGGAGAAAUUGGUGUAGAUGACUUACCUGCAUCAUUAAAUAUUGAUGGCCCUCCUGGUUUAGCUAAAAAGUUAGAUGAAGAAGAAAAGGAAGUGACAGGACCGGAAGCGAUUCUGUUGGAAAUGAACACUGGUGAUGAGCAGGCUGGAGACGGGAAUGCCAUUAAAGAUCCAGAUUCUUUUGCAUGAAGUAUAUUGCUGGCUACCUUACAGACUGUUUGACUGUUCCUCUUGAUUUCACAAAUUUACUAUUUAAACAGUUAUUAGACAGUUGGUUAUGUACGACACGUUUCAUUGUUGUAUUUAGUUUACCAAGUAUAUAUUCAGGUGUAACAAACCACCUUGUGUUUAUAGGUCAAAAGUUCGAUGACAGUGUUUCUGAAAGUGUUUGUUACCAAGAAUGUAUUAAGAUUACAGAUACCAAAAAUGAUUUCAAGUUUUGUGUAUUAUUACAUAUUGCUAAUAACUUCAUUAAUGAUCAUUACUGAAGCAUUCCACUUUAAAUUGGGAUUAAGAAAUGCUAAUAUGUCGUAUUUUAGCUAAUGUUAUUAGAAAAUCUAAUUAUGUGGUGUUCUGGAAAAUGUGCAUUCUUAGCUACACAUUAUAGUUAUGUAAUCUCAGUGACUUCAUAAACAACUGAACCAUCACAUGCAUAUUUCUACUGAGAUGAAGAAUUUAUCAUUUAGAUUUUGAAAGACAAAUUACACAAAUAAUUUCACUACACCACCAUUUACAGAGAAGUACCGAAGUUUAUUAUUCACAAUUUUAAUCAAAUGAACUAUACUAUUUUCAAAGGCAAUAUCAUAUUAUUGGUAUUUAUUAUGAGUGGGUGUUAAUUGUUGUUUUAAAACAAAACUGUCCAAUGUAGUACCAUGACACACUGUUUUGUGACUAGAAUUUACAGUACUUUAAUAUUUGCUAAAUUAAAUGUAAAAGUAUUUUUGAGCUAUUGCUUCCCAUGAAACAAUACUGCUGCAUCGAGGUGUGCUAUUGAUAACACGUUCAAUAGUUUUUACAUGUUUGCUGCUGCGGGUUUACUGUUGUUGAAAGUGUUUGAAAUCUUUUACACUUGUGUAUAUUAUGAAUAUGGAGGCAGUGAAGUUGUUCUUUUUUGGAAUGCAGUUACCCGUGUAUAUUUAGUGUAUGUAAAUAUUGUAUAUCGUACAGAAUUUCAGUGAUACAAGACAUACUUUAGGUUAGUGGUAUAUAAAUAUUUUCCAUAGCUCCCUUUCAGUGACCUGAUUUUAAAAUAAAUAUAUAUAUAUAUACACAUAAAUCAAGCUUACUUUUCUCGUCUUGGAUAAAUGCCAAUAUCACUGGCCAACAGUGAUGCAGGCUGUCAAACUAUACAUUUUAGCAAAAAAAAAUUAAGCUUAUCACAUAGCUAAAAACAAUUGAUUUCUAAAUGCUUACUAGCAUUCUUUUAGUUAUGUUAUGUUUUGCAUGUUGUGAAGUAACACAAGCCUCAUAUCCUUUCCUGUGAAUGCUAUUUAUAAUGUAUCACAACUAUUUUGCAAUUGACUGGUCACAUUCCUGUGACAUAAUGCUGUAAGUUGUAAUGUAGAUAAAGCUUAUUGUAUGUCUUAUAUAGAGUUCAGUAUUAGAUUUUGCUUUGGUGUUUAAACUUUAACUACUAGUUUUUUUAGGCACAGAAAUAAUGCUAUUGUGAAGUUAAUAUUUAUUAAUGACAUUUUGUGUUAACAUGAAACAAGUGUGAGUUAUCGAGUUGUGGUAGAUUGGUGAUGAUCCUGAAUUGUAUUGGUUUUAUAAAAUGCAAUCAAUAGUUCAUUUAAUUUAAUGGUUUAUAAUAAACUCAUGAGUGUCUAAAUUAUAUAUAUUUAUAGAAGAAGUACAAGAAUUGCAGGGCCCUUGAGUGUAUUUCAAAGGAACGGGGUCACUGUUAGUGUCAUGGCUUGGGAAAUUGAUAUUUGAGGGCCUAAUGGUUCCAAUACUGUUGGUGUGUGUGUGUGUGUGUGGAGGGAGGGUGGAGCUCCGGUGGCAUACAGCCUGAGAACAAUUUAAAUUUCUGGUGUUCAAAUACGGCAUUUUCAACCUCUUGAGCAUCUUGCAAAAAAUACCGGCGUCGUGGCAGGCCAUCGGUCUACAGGCUGGUAGGUACUGGGUUCGGAUCCCAGUCGAGCCAUGGGAUUUUUAAUCCAGAUACCGACUCCAAACCCUGAGUGAGUGCUCCGCAAGGCUC